GGCCGCGGAGGCUGUUGCCGUUGAAGCUGCCGCGCGCCGGCGAGGGAGGAGGGGGAGGAGGAGGCGGCAGCGGAGCAGAAGAGGCGGGAGGGGCUGCCUGGCCGCGCCCUGCUUCAGGGAUGGCGUUGGAAGCGGCGCUGGCGGCGGUCGGUGGGCGCGGCGGCGGGGCCGAGAGGGACCUGAGUCGCUUCAAUGAGCAGAAUAGGUCAACCUUCAAAUUUGAAGCAACAGAUGAAGAGAAAAGAAAGCAACUAUGUGAAGGAAUAUUGCUUUUACUGGACAAAGAUAUAAAAACAUCCUGUAAAGUCAUUUGCCUGGAGGCUCUCCGCAUACUCUCAAGAGACAAAAAAGUAUUGGUUCCUGUAACAACAAAGAAAAAUAUGGAGAUCUUGAUGAAGCUGGCAAAGCUGGACACUAUGGAGGAUUCUUUGGAAGAUGUGACAGAUUUCCCUGUCAUAGUGGAAGCUUUAAAAUGCCUUUGCAACAUUGUUUUUAAUAGUCCGGCCGCACAGAAACUCAGUCUGGAACUGAACCUGGCAGCUAUGCUUUGCAAUCUCCUGAAAAAAUGCAAGGAUCAACAAUUUGUCGAAGACAUUAAAUGCUUUGAUUUGCGUCUCCUCUUCCUCCUCUCCCUUCUGCACACAGAUAUCAGGUCACAGUUGCGUUAUGAUCUCCAGGGAUUGCCACUGUUGACUCAGGCCUUGGAAAGUGCAUUUAGCAUAAGAUGGACAGAUAAAUACAUCACAGCUGAAGACCAGGAAAUGUCACCUUUGUCACUGCAAGAGACAGAUUGUGCCGUCGAAGCACUGAAAGCUCUCUUUAAUGUAACUCUUGACAGCUGGAAUGUACACAGUGAGAACGAUUCUCAUGAAUUUCGUUACAUGACUGCCAUUCUGCGUCACUGCUUAUUAACUCUGGGUCCUACUGAAGACAAAACUGAAGAGUUGCACAGCAACGCAAUCAACCUUUUAAGCAACGUUCCAGUUUCUUGUCUGGAUGUCCUUAUCAGUCCAUCAACACAAGAGGAUCCCGAGGACACAGAUAUCAAAUACAAUGGCAUGAAUAUGGAUGCAAUUCAGGUGCUAUUGAAGUUCAUGGAGAAGAGAAUUGACAAGGGGAGCAGCUAUCGGGAAGGUCUCACUCCAGUUCUCAGUUUGCUAACAAGAUGCUGCCGAUCUCACCGGAACAUAAGGAAGUUUAUUAAAGCUCAGGUGUUGCCUCCCUUGAGAGAUGUAUCUAAUCGCCCUGAAGUUGGCACAACACUGAGAAACAAACUAGUACGGCUCAUGACUCACGUUGACCUAGGAGUGAAGCAAAUCGCUGCAGAAUUCCUUUUUGUUCUUUGUAAGGAGAGAGUUGACAGUUUACUGAAGUACACUGGCUAUGGCAAUGCAGCUGGGCUACUGGCAGCAAGGGGCCUAUUAGCAGGAGGAAGAGGGGAAACCUGGUACUCGGAUGACGAAGAUACAGACACUGAAGAAUACAAAUCUGCAAAGCCAAACAUAAACCUUAUUACAGGUCAUUUAGAAGAACCAAUGCCCAACCCAAUGGACGAAAUGACUGAAGAACAAAAAGAAUAUGAAGCAAUGAAACUUGUCAAUAUGUUUGAUAAGCUUUCUAGGGACAAGGUUAUAACACCAAUGGGAGUGCGACCAGAUGGCACAAUGACGCCUUUGGAAGAAGUAGUCUGUCAGUAUCAGACCAACGAGCAAGAGAGUUCAGACUCUGACUAGAAUAUCAGCUGCUUUUCUUUCUCACCCACCUUCCCUUCACCCACACCAUCUUUUAUUAUCUAAAUAUUAGACCCUUCAGUGUUGCAGCAAAUGUUUUAUCCAUCAAAAUGGAUUGAAUUAUAAAUUUUGUGGUGUAACUAUACUAGCAUUUCUAAGGCCUCGAUUUAUAUAGCAACGAAACACCCCAUUUAUUAACUUAAAAGCUAAUUGUAUUUCAGUGGGAUGAAAAGUGUAGUGUGAAAUUUAAAAAUAAAUAAAUGUUAAUAUUUAUCUGAUACACACACCCCUUUUUUUAGAUGCCUUACAUCAGCCCUCUGUCAAAAGGCAGGAAAUAGAUUGCCUAAUUAGAUGGAUAAAUGUUAAAUACAUGUUAGGGGAAAUGUUAAAUAAAAGUUGACACAGUAAAAUUGUCACUGGCUUAGGAACAAGCUACCCAAACAGCGCAGUUUUUAUAUCUCAGGUCUGUGUGUGUGUAUGUGUACGUGCCUGGCUGUCAUAAUUAAACAGUCUCUGAAGGAUGGCCAAGUCUUAUAAAAGCAUUCAGAUUUUGAUCAACUGAAUAUCUCUUUUAUUAGAACACUUUCAUUUGUCCCCAGAUCCAGAUUAGAUAAUGGGCUUGAAUCCUGUCACUGCAGAGGGGCUCUCUACAUGGCCUAGGUCAGGCAUGGCCAAACCUGGCCCUGCAGCUGUUUUGGGACUACAAUUCCCAUCAUCCCUGACCACUGGGCCUAUUAGCUAGGGAUGAUGGGAGUUGUAGUCCCAAAACAGCUGGAGGGUCAAGUUUGGCCAUGCCUGCGUAGGUGAAUAAUUCUGUUUAAAAAAACCACCCCCUGGUCUUGGGACAGUGGCUGGCCUGAAAACAUGGGUUGACAAGGCUUGAUAGAGGCUUAAACUAAAGAGUUUGGAAAAUGCUGUGUUAAACAUUCCUUUUUUGCUGCUCGGAUGUCUUUAUAAAGAAUUAUGUAUGAAAAUAGUCUCUAAUGUAUGAAGCAAUGGAAAUAGAGGGCAGAUUGUGUUGAAUUAUGUUGCUUAUGUGGAAAGAACCUAACUAUAAUAAAUGCUCAGUGGAGGAAGUGUUGCAUUCUAUCAAUAAAACUUUAUAUAAAUUAAA
Molecule: messenger RNA, 2844 nt
Organism: Podarcis muralis (Common wall lizard)
Lineage: Eukaryota; Metazoa; Chordata; Lepidosauria; Squamata; Lacertidae
Gene: RIC8B
Product: RIC8 guanine nucleotide exchange factor B
Biological process (GO): G protein-coupled receptor signaling pathway
Cellular component (GO): cytoplasm; plasma membrane
Molecular function (GO): guanyl-nucleotide exchange factor activity; G-protein alpha-subunit binding
Source: RefSeq, a predicted model, not a curated record